GUUCAGUUCGUACUGCUGUAGGACCCUUGACCGAGUACUUUCUCUGAACUGCUGUAUAAACUGGGGGGGGGGGAAUCAUUACCAAAGGAGUAGGGCAAAUGGAAAAGUGUUCAGGAGAGUUUAAGGAGAUCGUCACUACUACAGCGCGUGUACCGAACCAACACUCUCUCUUGUCCGCAUUUCCGUACGUACACAGAAAACACAGCCAUCUCUGUGAAAUGUCUCAUUGUUGCGCGUUACCGCCGUGAAAACGCACCACGGCAUUUACACUGUUUAAGUGUUGUAGCGAAUGCCUCGCGUUGCCGGUCGACCCCCGGCUCCUUGGCUUGCUUGGGAAGAUGGCUGCUGCUGCUGGAGCUGCGCGGGAGCUGGGCUCGCCGCGUGCGGGGCGCUCCGUCCACCUUUCGCAUUCUGGGGAACUCCUCCCAUGCAACAUAUAUUCGUUUUACCACAAAAUGAGGGAAAAGGCUUCACAUGAGCACUGAAAUGGUGCGUUGUGCUGUACGCCGUUACUGCGGUUGAGAUAAAACUUAGUCUAGAGGAGCUGUGGGGCCUCUGCUCGAAUGGUACGAGCGAACUGUGCGCUCGGCCACUCGCUUCCCAUUUGUACCAAACAUGGCACCGCGAGCGCCUUCUGGGGCGCUGGGAGCCGCGAGUGAGCCGUGUACAGCCUUGCCAAGGAGACCACCACCAGUCCGACUGUAAGAAAAGUAAGGGACCCAGUAGGACCGCGGUAAGAAUAAGAUGCUCAGAGUCUGCAGCGCGUGACCACACACAGCACAGGCACAUUGAAUUCAGUCGCGGUCUACGAACAGAACCACCAUGAUGCUUUCGGCUGGAAGGAAGAAAACUGGAGUCUGGAGGCACUUCUGGUACGAUGAGCGGACGAGGAAAACAACCUGCAGAAUAUUGCCGAGAGGAAAAGAAACGGAAUGCGGAUACAGUCUGAGUGGAAAAAAUACGACCAAUCUGAAGCGGCAUUUGAGGCAACGGCACCCAGAUAUUGCUGAAGAGUUGCAGUGUGAACGUGAAAACAGAAGACAUUCUGCAAAUGAGAUGUUUAGUGCAGAAGUGCCUCAGGGGGCUCAGAAGAGCACCUUGCUAAAGUGGAGAGAAGGUGUGGAGGAAAACACCGCACAGAGACACUUGGGUGCAGAAGGGAAUUCCCACAUCUGGGGCUUCGAUGGGACGGCGCUACCCAUUGAACUGAUGCUUGAGCCGCCGUGUCGGGCGAAAGACAGCCACCCUCCACCUCAGAAUAGAUAUGAAGAGGAGCAGAAUAGCAACUCUAAUGAAGUGUCUCAGAACUCCGAGAGCUCCCAGACAGUCAAACUUGAACAAGGGGGGUCGGUCCUCUUAGCCCAGUCAGACUGCAGGUCUGUGGGUGACUCGCGAGACGCUGCUAAUUCAGCAGUCCAGUUCUGGAGGAAGUGCCGUGAAGCAGGCUACGUGCAGUCCAUAUUUUCCACAUUCAUCUCUGCCAUGGCCAGAAUUUCAGAGAGGAUAAUGCUGGAAGAGGCUUCUGAGGAUGACUGCGCCAUUUCCCUGAGAGUGCUUGAAGCUUCAGGAAUACUUCCACAGAUACUUGCUCAAAGGGAAAAAGAUUUUCACGAAAGGCAGCAGAAGCUUCAGAGGGAAAGCGAAGCCCUAGAAAAAUUCCGAUCAGCAAUGAGCUCUCACCAUGGCGCAGGCUCGUGUGCCCAGAUACAGCCAAGUUCUCCACGUGCCGCUGCAGGUGGUUUCUGAUUAGAGAGGCUCUAACUAUGGACCGACUACAAAUGCAGCAGGGAAGGAGGAAACCAGC
Messenger RNA from Scleropages formosus (Asian bonytongue), 1804 nucleotides. RefSeq lists its product as uncharacterized. The record is from RefSeq and is a predicted model, not a curated record. The transcript is spliced from 12 exons. NCBI's taxonomy places the organism in Eukaryota, Metazoa, Chordata, Actinopteri, Osteoglossiformes, Osteoglossidae. Bases 823 to 1746 code for a protein of 307 amino acids.